AUGGCCACCCACCAACAACCGUCCCCGACGGCGGGACUACCCACCCACCAUGGCCCGCCCGGCCACCAGCAGCCUAAUGGCCACGCUCCCUUCCCGGCCCAGGCCAAGGGCGGCAUCUCGACCGUCCUCACCCAGGCGAACGAGCAGACCUGGCUCGCCCUAGGCAACCUCUCCGAGAUGAUGAGCGACCUCGACGGCGCCCGCCAGUGCUACGACCACGCUCUGCGCCACAACAACUGGUCCGUCCCUGCCAUGCAGGCCAUCUCGUGCAUCCUGCGGAGCAUGGAGCAGUUCCCCGCUGCCGUCGAGUACCUCAAGAACAUCCUGAAGAUCGAUUCGAACAAUGGCGAUGUCUGGGGCAGUCUCGGCCAUUGCUACCUCAUGAUGGACGACCUGCAGCAGGCUUACUCUGCCUACCAGCAGGCACUCUACCACCUGCAGGACCCAAAGGAGCCCAAGCUCUGGUACGGUAUCGGCAUUCUGUACGAUCGCUACGGCUCGCUCGAGCACGCCGAAGAGGCGUUUUCGCAGGUGAUGCGCAUGGAGCCGAGCUUUGAAAAGGCCAACGAGAUCUAUUUCCGUCUCGGCAUUAUUUACAAGCAGCAGCAAAAGUUCUCGUCCAGUUUGGAGUGCUUCAAAUACAUUGUCAAUGACCCCCCUCGACCGUUGACGGAAGAGGACAUCUGGUUCCAGAUUGGUCACGUGUAUGAACAACAGAAAGACUACGAAUCGGCGAAAAACGCCUACAGACGCGUUCUCGACCGGGACCCGAACCAUGCCAAGGUCCUUCAGCAGCUCGGUUGGCUUCAUCAUCAACAGAGCAGCAGCUUCGAGAGUCAGGAGCGAGCGAUUGAGUAUUUGGAGAAGUCCGUUGCGUCGGAUCAAAGUGACGCCCAGAGCUGGUACUUGCUGGGUCGUUGUUACAUGUCGCAGCAAAAGUACCCCAAGGCGUACGAAGCUUACCAACAGGCCGUCUAUCGUGAUGGCAGGAACCCGACCUUCUGGUGCUCGAUUGGUGUCCUCUACUACCAAAUCAACCAAUAUCGGGAUGCACUCGAUGCUUACUCUCGCGCCAUUCGCCUGAACCCCAACAUCUCUGAGGUCUGGUACGACCUCGGAACUUUGUACGAGUCCUGCAACAACCAAACUGCCGACGCAUUGGAUGCAUACCAACGUGCAGCUGAUCUUGACCCGGCAAACGUGCACAUCAAGGCACGCCUGCAACUACUGCAGAAUGGCCAGCCGACGAACGGCAUGCCGAACCAGAACAGCCAGCCGUUGCCGCAGGACGUUCACCCUCAGGCAUACCAACCAGGAGCCAUGAAUGGUCCACCGCAGCCUCAAUGGGGCGGUCCUCAGCCUUCUCAACCCGCUCCUCAGCAGCCUUUGCCUCCAGCUGCCCUCGGCGGCGGUAAUGACUGGAAUAGACGCCUUGCUGGCAUUCAAGACCCGCAGAUGCCGGCGCAGCAGAUCGGACCUUACGAUCAACGCGAUCCUGCGCUCAGACCCGGGGCAUCAGCUCGCCCCGCUAGCCCGAGGCAAGAGCCCCCCAGGCAGUUCCAAGAACCGCCGCGACUGAAUGCUGGCCCAGGACCGGCUCGCCGAGGCCUCUCCCCGUCGCCCAAGAGCCAUAACGCUGCCCCCAACCUGUACCAGGGUGGACAGGCAAACCUUCCUCCGCAGCAACAGCCGCCGCAAGGCCAGCAAGCGCAGCAGAGCCAGCCCAACAGGAUCGCCAAUCCCAAUUACGGAGCUCACGCUUCGAACGGACCUGCCCCGCCAGCCUCGUUGAAUGGCCCACCUCCAGGACCUGGGCCGGUGCCGCCCUAUGGCCGUCCCGCAAGCCCUCCCCCCGAAGUUCGCCCCAUCAUCCAGAGCCAGGCCGCAUCUCCAAACUCACACUACCCCCACCAGAACUAUCAGCACCAUCCUGACCCUGCAGCUCCGGGAGGAAUUGCUAGUGGCGCCCCUCCGCCAGCUUCAGCUCUUGCUGCUGCCGAGGCGGCUGCUCGUGAUCGGGAUGAGAGGACCCCGACUGCUCCAAAGCGUCUGCGUGAAUGGGAGGAUGACAACAGCCCUGCUCAGAAACCCCCCGCGAAUGACGAAAAGCGCCAGCGCCUUGACGACGAUGAACCACCUCGCCGUCCCUCUCCGCCCGAAAGGAUGGCUUCUCAGACCUCGCAGGUACAGCGAACCCCUCCGGAUGCUGCCGAGGCACGCCGCCCCGAGGAGCAGAGACACAUCAACGAUGGAUAUCACCCUUCGGAGGCGGCACACCACCCUCCAUCGCUGCCUGCCAUUCACCCCCCGCCUCCACCGCAGACGCCGCAUGCGGCCGAGCAACCGAAGGAAGAGCGUAAGGAGCAACACGAGCCGGCUGCUCGCAAGAUGGAGGUUGAUGAAGACUACGACGACAGUGGCGAUGACGAAAAGCGGGUACAGCAACCACCCCGCUCCGAACGCAACAGCCCGCGAAGCGUUACCAAUGGCGUAAACCACACGCCCACUCCGAUGGAGACCAAGCCGCCAAUGUAA
Molecule: messenger RNA, 2535 nt
Organism: Lasiodiplodia theobromae
Lineage: Eukaryota; Fungi; Ascomycota; Dothideomycetes; Botryosphaeriales; Botryosphaeriaceae
Product: Tetratricopeptide TPR-1
Exons: 8
Coding region: 1-2535 (844 amino acids)
Biological process (GO): regulation of gene expression
Molecular function (GO): chromatin DNA binding; RNA polymerase II cis-regulatory region sequence-specific DNA binding; protein binding
Source: RefSeq, a predicted model, not a curated record